AUGAGCGCAGGGCUCGGCACCCUCGUCGUCGUCGUCCUCAAGGCUCGCAAUCUCCGAGACAAGCACACUAUCCACAAGCAAGAUGUCUAUGCCCAGGCUACCCUCGACGGUGAUCUCAAAAAGACCGCUGUUCAGGUCAGAGGGGGCCAACACCCGGUCUGGGACGAAGAGCUUCGCUUCCCCAUCAUGAAGGUGGCCAACGACAAGACCAGGAAGCUCGAGAUCGCUUGCUACUCCAAGGAGCCUAGAUCGGACGAGCUUGUCGGUCAGGGAUCGGUAGAUAUCACAGAAACUUUGAGUUCGGGCGAAUUCGAUGACUGGGUCCCAAUCAAGACGGACGACGGUGGCUACCGUGGUGAAGUCUUCCUGGAGAUGACCUUCUACUCCGCCGCACCUCCUCUCCAACGCCGUGCCUCCAAGUGGAAUCCCAAGGACCGGCUCAAGACCCCUUCCAAGUCCUACUCCUACGCAAACGGCGCGGCGGGCGGCCACACCCCCCCGCUGCCGACCAAGGACGCCCUCCCCGCGCUCCCUGAAGAGCCUACCAGCCCUUCCGCCGCGCCCCCACCCAUCCCCGCCUUCCUCCGUCCAGGCGGUGGCGCCCCGCACAAACCCGCUGCUCACUCGCCCGAGCGCCCGGCGGGUGCCGCAUACGCCGCCCCGGGGCAAGGCUCAACGUCGCCUCCUCGCGGGUCGUCGCCCCCGCGCACACAGGCGAACGCCUUCCAAGGACCGACCGACUCGAUCCCACCAUACCUGCGCCCAUCCAACGGCGCCGCGCACUCCGCGCCGCCCCGCGCACACUCGCACGGCCGCACGCCGUCGUCGCAGGUGUCGAUCCCCGAGCCCCUCUUCCCGUCGCCGACACCCGCACCAGCAGAGAACGCCGCGCCGUACGGCUCCCCGCCGAUCCCCGGGGCCCCCUACCCCGGCUCGAACACCCCCGCGCCGGCCGCGUACGGGUACCCUCCCCAGUCCCCGCCGUUCCCCUCGCACACGCCGCAGCCGUACCCCCCUCAGCAGUCCUCAUACCCUCCCCAGAACCAGCUCUACCCCCCACAGAGCCAAGGAUACCCUCCCCAGAACCAACCAUAUCCCUACUCCCCGCCACAGCAGCCCCAGCAGCGGCCGAGCCCGCCCCAGCACCAGCAGUCGUACCCGCCUCCCCAGCAGCAACCGUACCCCCCUCAACAGCAACAACAGCCGUACCCCCCUCAACAACAACAGCAGCCGUACUCUCCUCCUCAACAACAACAACCACCGUACCCCCCACCGUCCCCGUACGCGCCAUACCCCGCCUCCCGCCCCCCACGCGACCCUGCGCUCGACCUGCCCGACCCGUACCUCGAAGCGCGCUACCAGUCCCCGCUCCCGCUCCCGCCCGGCGCGGCGGCCGCAGCUGCGCCCCCGCCGAAGCACCCCGAGGCCGCCGCGAAAGCGGACAAGCGCGCGCGCGACGAGGCCAAGGCCCGCGCGCGCGCCGACGCGAAGGCCAGGGCCAAGGCGCAGGCCGAGGAGGACGCGCGCGAGGAGCGCGACGCAGAGUUUGCGCGGAAGUUGGCAGAGGAGGAUGAGGCCGCGUUCAGGGAGCAAGAGGAGCGGGAUGCGGAGCUCGCGAGGAAGCUCGACCUGGAGCUCAAUCUGUCCGCGUCGUGA
Molecule: messenger RNA, 1656 nt
Organism: Epithele typhae
Lineage: Eukaryota; Fungi; Basidiomycota; Agaricomycetes; Polyporales; Epitheliaceae
Exons: 4
Coding region: 1-1656 (551 amino acids)
Source: RefSeq, a predicted model, not a curated record